Messenger RNA from Nestor notabilis (Kea), 2773 nucleotides. It is a transcript of the gene TLK1, whose product is annotated as tousled-like kinase 1. Lineage: Eukaryota; Metazoa; Chordata; Aves; Psittaciformes; Psittacidae. Gene Ontology annotation, molecular function: protein serine/threonine kinase activity; ATP binding. The coding region runs from base 25 to 2172 and encodes 715 amino acids. The transcript has 21 exons. The record is from RefSeq and is a predicted model, not a curated record. Gene Ontology annotation, cellular component: nucleus. Gene Ontology annotation, biological process: chromosome segregation; peptidyl-serine phosphorylation; intracellular signal transduction.
AGUAGUGGUGUGCUUUAGGGAGCAAUGGAUGAGCUUCAUAGCCUGGACCCAAGAAGACAAGAAUUGUUAGAGGCAAGAUUUACAGGAGUAGUAAGUGGCAGCACUGGGAGUACUGGAAGUUGCAGUGUUGGAGCUAAAGCCUCAACAAAUAACGAAAGUUCAAAUCACAGUUUUGGAAGCUUGGGAUCUUUAAGUGAUAAAGAAUCAGAGACUCCAGAGAAGAAACAGUCAGAACCUUCCAGAGGAAGAAAAAGAAAAGCAGACACUCAAAGUGAAAGCAGCCAAGGAAAGAAUAUUGGGGGACGUGGUCACAAGAUUAGCGACUAUUUUGAGUACCAAGGUGGAAACGGCUCUAGUCCAGUGCGAGGCGUACCUCCUGCAAUCCGAUCUCCUCAGAAUUCACAUUCCGCUCCUUCUUCUGUUCGACAGAAUAGUCCUUCUCCUACUUCAUUAGCUUUUGGGGACCACCCUAUCACACAACCAAAGCAGUUAUCUUUUAAAAUUACUCAGACUGAUCUCACAAUGCUGAAAUUAGCUGCACUAGAAAGUAACAAAAAUCAAGACUUGGAAAAGAAAGAAGGUCGUAUAGAUGACUUACUCAGGGCUAACUGUGAUCUUAGAAGACAAAUAGAUGAACAACAAAAGCUACUUGAAAAAUAUAAAGAAAGAUUAAACAAAUGUAUUUCAAUGAGCAAGAAGCUUCUUAUUGAAAAGAGCACACAGGAGAAGCUGGCAAGCAGAGAGAAGAGCAUGCAAGACAGAUUACGCCUGGGGCAUUUUACAACAGUUCGUCAUGGUGCUUCAUUUACUGAACAGUGGACAGAUGGCUUUGCAUUUCAAAAUCUUGUGAAGCAGCAAGAAUGGGUGAAUCAACAAAGGGAAGACAUUGAAAGGCAAAGAAAACUCCUGGCCAAGCGAAAGCCUCCAACUACAAAUAAUUCUCAGGCACCAUCUGCCAAUUCUGAACCCAAGCAGAGGAAAAAUAAAGCUGUGAAUGGGGCAGAAAACGAUCCCUUUGUUAGACCCAAUUUACCACAGCUUUUGACUCUAGCAGAGUAUCAUGAACAGGAAGAAAUUUUCAAGCUUCGAUUAGGACAUCUCAAAAAGGAGGAGGCUGAAAUACAAGCAGAACUUGAACGUUUGGAAAGAGUUAGGAAUCUUCACAUAAGAGAACUGAAGAGAAUAAAUAAUGAAGAUAAUUCACAGUUUAAAGAUCACCCCACGUUGAAUGAACGAUAUUUGUUACUCCAUUUACUUGGCCGAGGUGGCUUCAGUGAAGUAUACAAGGCUUUUGAUCUUUAUGAACAAAGAUACGCUGCUGUAAAGAUUCACCAGCUUAACAAAAGCUGGAGGGAUGAAAAGAAAGAAAACUACCACAAACAUGCCUGCAGAGAGUAUAGAAUACACAAAGAACUGGAUCACCCCCGGAUAGUUAAACUAUAUGACUACUUCUCCCUGGAUACAGAUACGUUUUGCACGGUGUUAGAAUACUGUGAAGGCAAUGACUUGGAUUUCUAUCUCAAGCAACAUAAAUUGAUGUCAGAGAAGGAAGCUAGGUCCAUUGUAAUGCAAAUAGUAAAUGCACUACGGUAUCUCAAUGAGAUCAAGCCCCCUAUUAUACACUAUGAUCUUAAACCAGGUAAUAUCCUUCUUGUAGAUGGAACAGCAUGUGGAGAAAUAAAAAUUACUGAUUUUGGCCUCUCCAAAAUAAUGGAUGAUGAUAGCUACGGAGUGGAUGGAAUGGAUUUAACUUCACAGGGAGCAGGAACUUACUGGUACCUGCCUCCAGAGUGUUUUGUAGUUGGCAAAGAGCCACCAAAGAUUUCUAAUAAGGUUGACGUAUGGUCAGUUGGAGUAAUCUUUUUCCAAUGCCUUUAUGGUAGAAAGCCUUUUGGCCACAAUCAAUCACAGCAAGAUAUCUUACAAGAAAAUACAAUAUUAAAAGCCACAGAAGUUCAGUUCCCUGUUAAACCUGUUGUAAGCAAUGAAGCCAAGGCCUUUAUCAGACGCUGUUUAGCAUACCGAAAAGAGGAUAGAUUUGAUGUCCACCAGCUGGCUAAUGAUCCUUAUCUUCUCCCUCAUAUGAGGAGAUCAAAUUCUUCAGGAAACUUGCAUAUGACUGGGCUAGCAGCAUCCCCUACACCACCUACUUCAAGCAUCAUUUCGUACUGAAAUUUCUCCAACCAAGGAAUGGCAUGAUACCUUUGUGUAGUUUCCAGAUGCAGACUUGAGCUUGAAGCAGUUGAGUGUUUUUACACAGGACAAGUUUGAUAACUGUGUUUUCAGACUGAAGUCCUCCUACAUAGUGUCAUUUGUAUGAUUGGAAUGGAUCAUGGACUGUGAAUAAAUGUACCCUUCUGAGAAAUACUUUUAAACAUUGAAGGAUGACACUGCCUGUUACACACUAACAGGUGUGUUGUGUUUAAGACUGAAGAAAAGGUUUUUAGUUUUUUCUGGGGAACAUUGUAAAUAAUCUUUUUAAUACUUAAAGUACAUUUGGUUGAUACUGGAAAGUUCUAACAUGAAGGGUAGUUUUUCAUUAUUUAAAAAAAAAAAGGGUAGUGAACAAAUUUGAAAACAGGAAAAAUUCCGUGCCUGAUCAUAAACUAAAUAAACUGCCAUCUUUCCAAGACAUUGGUCUUCUGAAACCAAAGUAAGGAGUGUGAGACAGUUGAAGAUAUGUUCUGUGUCAGAUUCCUCAGAUAAAAUUGUAGUAUUUUAUUUGGCAACUCAGGCUUGUACCUCCAAAAAUGUGGUGGCGUUUCACUGAAUU